AUGACGUGUGAACUCACGGAAGUGGCUUUGGGGCAUCGACUUGUACUUAUGUACGAACAGAUAGAUCUUGACUCCAGAGACAAGGUAAAUAUACCUGUUUCGCUUGAGAAUAAGAUGGAUCUGUUGGAAUCUGUGUUUCUGUUCUGGAAGAACAGUUACGCUGAACUGAUCACAUCAUCCGCAAAGUUCCUGGCUUGCACCCUAGACAACAUGUAUGACGGACAUAGUUUGUCGCAUACUGUUCUCGAAGGAGAUGACAACCAGAGGGUAAAUGUUCUUUCUGAACUGUGCUCAAAGCAUGGGUUCUCUCUCUGUCUCGCAAAACUUGCGCUGCGGGUCAUAAGGGAAAGCCACGAGGGUCCGGCUGAAGAGUUCCUCGAACUUCAGGACCUCGUAAAGCUAGAUGGCACCAUAGUGCUUGACAUGGUCCCUUGGAGUGCAUCUCAAGUUGUGCAGACCAAUCUGAGUGAUGUUUUCAACACUGAAAACACCUCGAGCUACAUCAGCAACGGGGAGGGUUGCGCUACAUCAGGUGUAUCGCCGAUUUGCUGUGGUCCUCAUGCCAGUGGAAUCCUGCGUUGA
Pseudogymnoascus destructans is the source of this 582-nucleotide messenger RNA. RefSeq lists its product as uncharacterized. The coding region runs from base 1 to 582 and encodes 193 amino acids. The record is from RefSeq and is a predicted model, not a curated record. The transcript is spliced from 2 exons. NCBI's taxonomy places the organism in Eukaryota, Fungi, Ascomycota, Leotiomycetes, Thelebolales, Thelebolaceae.